Messenger RNA from Drosophila bipectinata, 1728 nucleotides. RefSeq lists its product as uncharacterized. Lineage: Eukaryota; Metazoa; Arthropoda; Insecta; Diptera; Drosophilidae. The record is from RefSeq and is a predicted model, not a curated record.
AUAACCAAAGAAAACUGCAAUUCUUUGGUAGAGUUUCAAAAUGCUUGGACUAAAGGUGUUCCACCUGCUGUUUCUCCUCCUAACACUGUAUUGGCCAGACUGCAGUUGGGCAAUCGUUUGCUACCAUUGCGAUUCAAUUGCCCUGCCGGAAUGUUCCCAGACCCUCGGAGAGGUGGGUGUUCUACCCUAUGUCGACUGCCCCACCGAACUGACGUGUGCCAUGUCCAUUGUUGACUCUAUCACGUAUCGUGGAUGUGCCGCCAAUACUCCCACCACUGGAGCCACCUACUCCAAGAGCUGCACCUCGAACCUCUGCAACACGGGUGUUUAUCCCCCAGGACGCCUCAAGUGUCAUCAUUGCGCCGGAUCGGAAUGUGUAGCAUCUCCCGUUUCGAAACCCAAACCAUGUCGCUAUCACCUGGAAGAAGAUCAAUGCUACACCGAUGUCAUUACUUCCUCUGAAGCCUACCGAGGAUGUGUUUCCGAGCAGAAUCAUACACUCUCCGGUGCCGCUAAGCUCUGCGAGAUCAAUGGCUGCAAUGAGGAGCAAGGCGCCCGGACUCAGAUCUGUGCCAGGUGCGACUCAGAAGCUGGAAGAGGCUGCAAGAUUGAUCUCUUCCAGGUGAACACCGGAAAGUGCAAUGUGAGCAUGUACGAAGAGUGCCAGCAGGAGGUGUUGUUGGGCGAGCCGGAAGACAAGUACUGCUUCAGCUAUCGAAAGCUGAACCGAGUGGUGCGAGGCUGUUCCACACAGCUGCCCACGGACCUGCAGCCGCAUCUGGAUGAGCUGGAUAAGUGCCGGGAUAGUGACAAUUGCAAUGCGGGCUGCAUUACCCAGCAACGAUGUUUGACCUGCAACUCUCUAGACCAGACUCUUUGCAGAACGAAUGUUACGGCGAUUACCAAUGGCACCUGCGGCUCCGCGGAAGCCUCCUCUUGCUUCGUCUGCGAAUAUGACGACUGGAGUAUCCAGCGGGGAUGUGGGGCACCGCCUGUCAAUCCUGGGAUUCUCAACUGCUACGAAUGCGACGGAAGUGGUUGUAACAGGAAGGAUUUUACCCGCUGCUAUCGUUGCAACACCGAUCAGACUGGAGCAGGAUGCGCCAAUUGGGAAGUACCAGGAGGAAUCUACAUUGAUGAGUGCGCCGAGCCAGGAUCCUCAUGCCUAAUGGCUACAUUCGCCAAUGGCACCACUUCAAGAGGCUGCCAGCGGGAGGAUUUCUCUUGCAAUUCCGAGAACAUUGCCGAUUGCAAGUCGUGCGAGGGAAGUUUCUGCAAUAAAGGAGCCUUUCCCGAGAAACGUCUGUGGUGUCAUCAGUGCAGUGGCCAAGCUUGCGAGGAAGUCUCCAGAGGACAAACUGCGUUGCCUUGUUCCCUUCCAGCCAACGAGCCGGAGGAUCAAAAAGUGGCCUGCCUGGAGUACUUUGAUACGCAAACUCAGAAGAUCGUUAGAGGCUGUCGUUCUGACUCGGAGCUCUACUACGAAUGCCUUCUCAGGAGCAGCAACCACAUGUGCCGCACAUGCCACACUUCUGCCUGCAACAAUAGUCCUGGAAGAGACCUAAGAGCUAGCUACGAAUUAGAAACCAAGGCCCUGGCCAUGCUUCAGACCAGGAGCUCCGCUAACUCUUUAAAAUACAGUGUCUUUUGGUUGUUCUUUAGCGUUAUUUAUCUUAUGACUGGCUCACACUAAAAAUAUAAUAAAAUCAGCACUAAAAACCAAUUAAA